Molecule: messenger RNA, 2457 nt
Organism: Penicillium chermesinum
Lineage: Eukaryota; Fungi; Ascomycota; Eurotiomycetes; Eurotiales; Aspergillaceae
Gene: admB
Exons: 1
Coding region: 1-2457 (818 amino acids)
Biological process (GO): proteolysis
Molecular function (GO): metalloendopeptidase activity
Source: RefSeq, a predicted model, not a curated record
AUGAGGUUCUAUCCGAACAUCUUUCUUUGGAUAGGCGUGCUCGCGACGCUUGUUGCCCCAAUUUUAGGUAAUAUCUGGUCCUCGUAUUUCCCUGCUUCCCCUUUGAUAACGUGUUGUCUUCCAGCGCGAUCGCAAGCCUCAGAAGCGAUCCGCAAAGUCACGCCGAUCGACAACCCGAUUAUUCACACCCCUUCACAUCAAAUCGACCAUCUCUCCUCCUUUGAACUCACCUUCGAACUCCAUCGCGACGGUCAACGAAUAAAGCUAGAACUAGAGCCUAAUCACGACAUCCUCGCCGACGAUGCCUUCAUUCAAUACAUUGACCACGACGGGACUCCCACAGCUGGCGAGCGGAUCCACCGAGACCAACACAAGGUCUUUCGUGGACGUGCGCUAGUUGGCUCUGGCAACGGUCGAUGGACCCCGUCCGGCUGGGCCAGAGUGACAGUACGACAGGAUGGCCCAGAUCCCUUGUUCGAAGGCGCGUUCAGUAUCGCCAACGACAAGCACCACAUCGAGCUGCAGUCGACCUACAUGGCGAAGAAACGGCCAAUUGAUGUCGACACCCCACAACGUCCGCAAAACUACAUGAUCGUUUAUAGAGAUUCAGACAAAAUACGAAUGCAUCAAGAGUUGAAGCGAUCGGUGGCUGCAGCCCCCGCCGGCUGUGUCGCAGAUCAAAUAGACUACAAUACCGAUCUCUCAAAUUCAAUCUUCCCUCUUGGAAUCGAGGAAUCCUCUGGUAAAUGGGGCGUGACUCCUUUGAAUUCUCUGUUUGGAUUGAGCAAGCGCCAGUCUGAUGUCGGUGGAGUGUCGGGAAACUCUGGGGGUGUCAACUUGAAGAACACCAUUGGAGAUACUUCAGGAUGCCCCAAAACGAAGAAAGUGGCAUUGAUCGGAGUGGCUACUGAUUGUAAAAUGACAGAGUACAUUACCAAAAACAAUGACUCUUCGCAAGCCACGCAGGACUAUGUCAUCAAUAUCAUCAACACCGCAUCCAACGUCUACGAAGAGUCUUUCAAUGUUUCCAUCGGCCUUCGUAACCUCACUGUGAACAAGGCCUUGUGUCCCACGCAAGCAGACUCUGCUACCCCCUGGAAUGUGGACUGUGAAAGCGGAAACAUCACAUGGCGCCUGAACGAAUUCUCUAAGUGGCGUGCCGACAACGCCGACGAUAACGCCUACUGGACCCUUCUGACCGCCUGUGCAACUGACUCCGAAGUUGGCGUAUCAUGGAUGGGUCGGCUUUGCACCUCCGACCUGAGCAGCGAUGGCUCAAGCUCUGUUUCUGGCGCCAAUGUGGUGGUUGGAAACCAAGGGAGCACUUGGCAGAUCUUUGCCCACGAAUCGGGGCAUACAUUCGGGGCUGUUCACGAUUGUGACUCGCAGACCUGUUCUCAGGGUCUCGAUGACUCGUCACAGUGCUGUCCACUUAGCUCAUCAACAUGUGAUGCUGACGCCAAGUACAUCAUGAAUCCCUACGCCGACCCUGAUAUGACUACUUUCUCAAAGUGCACUAUCGGCAACAUCUGCUCCGCUAUUGGUCGAAACAGCAUCAAGUCUGCCUGUCUAACAGACAAUCGUGGUGUGAGCACCAUCACCGGUAGCCAAUGCGGUAACGGGAUUGUCGAGGAUGGCGAGGACUGUGACUGUGGUGGUGAGAGUGGCUGCGGUGACAACGCCUGCUGCGAUGCGAAAACGUGUAAAUUCAAGAGCGGCGCUAUCUGCGAUGACUCCAACGACAACUGCUGCAUCCAAUGCCAAUACGCCAGCGCUGGCACAGUCUGUCGUCCCAGUACCGGUGUCUGUGAUAAAGCGGAGACCUGCUCAGGCAACUCCAGCUCCUGUCCCAACGACGUAUUCGAGAAAGACGGAACCUCCUGCGGCGACUCGGGCGCGGGCCUUAAGUGUGCCAGUGGACAGUGCACAAGCCGUGAUUAUCAGUGCCGGUCUGUUCUGGGCACACUCAACCUGCAAAGCAACGACAGCUGGGCCUGCGACAACACGAAUGCACCAUCAUGUAGCAUUGUGUGCGGCGCCCCCAGUAUUGCAAAAGAAUAUGGCUCUUCAACCUGCGUGGAACUCAAUCAGAACUACCUCGACGGCACUCCGUGCGAGGAUGGCGGACACUGUGUUUCGGGCCAGUGCAAGGGGUCUUCCGCGAUUGGCUGGAUCAAUGACCACAAGGAUAUCGUUAUUGGUAUCUGUGCCGGUGUGGGUGGUUUCAUUGUUCUUGUCCUGCUGUAUUGCAUCAUAAGUCGCUGCCGUUUCGCUGCUGCUCGUCGCAAGUUAACCAAGAACGGGCCACCGCCUCCCACGCGCUUCGUCGGGGGUCCCCCGCCACCUCGUGGCCCUCCUGGUCCUCCUCCUGGUAACCAAUGGUAUGGUGGUGGCCCAGGCUAUGGAUAUCCCAAUGGCGGAGGGUAUCCCAAUGUCCCUCCGCCGCGGUUCGCGUGA